Molecule: messenger RNA, 528 nt
Organism: Aspergillus ruber CBS 135680
Lineage: Eukaryota; Fungi; Ascomycota; Eurotiomycetes; Eurotiales; Aspergillaceae
Exons: 1
Coding region: 1-528 (175 amino acids)
Source: RefSeq, a predicted model, not a curated record
AUGCAACCCACGUCAAUCUCACAACAGAUCUUCAGCCACGCCCAGAAUACCUCGGUUACCAUCGCUUAUCCGCGCAUCCUCCAGCGAAAGCUGAUAUGUGUAAAUCUGCAUGUCCUCAUGUCGGAGCACUUUCUCCGCCCACGCCUUACCAUCCAAGGCCAUCGUCCGAACAACCUCAUCAUGCCCAGUCCCAUUGGUACAUCCAAUGGAACAUUUCAUGAUCCCGUAUAUGUCAAAGUAGGUGGAGUCCUUGGGGACAAAAUGCACCCAGGGAUGAGUCGGCAGUCGUGCUAUUCGUUGUGGAUGGUGGAUUUGAAUGGGAGCGAGGUUGGAAGUAGGAAGCCGCGAUAUCGGCUGUCGAAUGAGUUGCUGUCGAUGCCGGGGAGAUAUUUGUUCGCGUAUUGCUCGCCCAUGGACUAUGGACAUGCCGGGGAUUACCGCGAAAAAUGGAUUUCUGUAGGAACGGUAUGGAUCUGCGCCAUCGAACUUGCAAGGUUCGCCUUCUUCAUCACAGGGGAAGCAGAUUAG